This is a messenger RNA of Aaosphaeria arxii CBS 175.79, 1536 nucleotides long. RefSeq names its product NAD(P)-binding protein. Gene Ontology annotation, molecular function: S-adenosylmethionine-dependent methyltransferase activity; oxidoreductase activity, acting on NAD(P)H, oxygen as acceptor. The coding region runs from base 433 to 1290 and encodes 285 amino acids. The record is from RefSeq and is a predicted model, not a curated record. Gene Ontology annotation, cellular component: intracellular anatomical structure. The transcript is spliced from 3 exons. Lineage: Eukaryota; Fungi; Ascomycota; Dothideomycetes; Pleosporales.
GUCCAUCUCUCCUACAUCUACGCUUUCAAACCUCCUUCACACUUCUCAAUUGCCCCAUUAACAGCACGGUUCAACGAGCGCAUUUCAACAUCUAUCGAAAGGGUACCGAAUCGGAAUUCUGAAAUCCUAGCUUCCUACCAGCCUUAUCGUAAAGGUCUCCACACGCCACAGCAAGUCCGAACCUCCAGACACGCUAGCCCGCAAACGGACCGCCUCGGGAGUUUCAACAUCCAAGUCAAUCAUUCGUACUAGUUGUUGCGACUGUGCGGAAGGAUACCGAAAGAGAACGAUCAAUCGCAGAGCCCCAUUGACGUCGUAAUUGACUGUCGAUCCUUGUUGUCACUGCUUGAACAUAGUCGGAUCCGACGGCUGUACGCAAGAUUACUACACACCCGCAAGAAUUGGCAAGAAAGAAGAUAUUCUGAUUACACAAUGUCCGUCUUCCGUGCCAACGCUCUUGCGCUCAUCACAGGUGGCAGUUCUGGGAUCGGAUUUGCGGUCGCGCAGCUCUGUUUGAAGCACGGCAUGCGUGUUGGAGUCGUUGACAUCAACAAAGAUACGCUCGAAUACGCCAAGGCACAAUUGCAAGGCAAAGAUUCAGAUGUGGAGAUUUUCCAGGCAGAUGUCAGCAAGGAGGACGAAUGGAAGACUCUGAAGGGCAAGGUCGAGACGAGAUUCGGAAGCCCUGUCGAUUUUUUGAUGUUGAAUGCAGGUGUGCAAGUUAAAGGCACGUGGGGCGAUGACGCUUAUUUCGAUAAGACUCUCGCUGUCAAUCUCUUUGGCGUUAUCCAUGGUCUCAAUACCUACGUUCCGUCAUUCAAAUCUCAAACUUCGAAUUCACCAUCUGCCAUCGUUGUGACUGGUUCGAAGCAGGGAAUCACGAAUCCCCCUGGAAACGCAGCUUACAACGCCUCCAAAUCUGCCGUCAAGACCCUGACGGAGCAUCUUUCAUUCGACCUCAAAGAUACCAAGACCUCCGUUCAUUUACUUGUUCCAGGCUGGACUUUUACAGGUUUGAGCGGAAACGCCCCUGGCUCAGCAUCCACCAAACCCAACGGUGCCUGGCACGCCUCGCAAGUCGCAGACUACAUGUACUCCAAGAUCGCGGCCAACAAGUUCUACAUCCUGUGCCCAGACGACGAUGUCAGCGAGGACCUCGAUAAGAAACGGAUGCUGUGGACCGCGGGUGACCUCGUGAAUGGCCGGCCGCCGCUCACCAGGUGGAGGGAGGAUUGGAAGGAUGAGGCGCAGGGCUGGAUUCAGGGUGCUGAUCCGGAGCUGUUGAAGUAGGACCGCGGUUUAUUGUGGGGAUUAUUGGGUGGUUGUUGGUUGGAUCUUAGUAUUUGAUCUAGAAUGAUACUGAUGCAAUUAAUUACUUACGAUCUGAGAUUGAAUGCUUAGAAGAAGUUAAUGUUGGUGCUGAGGGCCUAGAAUAGCUCUUCUGUUGGCGGUAUUUUCUGCUAUGUAGGGCUGGCCUUGACUAUGGCUGAUGUUCUGUCAUCACCUCAACCUCAGGCUUAUUGUAGGAAAUUACGC